Cajanus cajan (pigeon pea) is the source of this 7912-nucleotide messenger RNA. The record is from RefSeq and is a predicted model, not a curated record. Lineage: Eukaryota; Viridiplantae; Streptophyta; Magnoliopsida; Fabales; Fabaceae.
UCUUCCCCUCCUGUUUGAGUAGGGCUUCUCCCAUUGGUCGCACUCCUAACCAGCGCCGCGCUCUAUCUUACGCUCCUAUAGGCCACCCUCUUAUCCUACUCCCACACCAUUCUCUUUCAAACCCUAAUUAAAAUUAAAACAGAAAAAAUCAUCUUCUGAGAUCCCUCUUCAUUCUUGGAUCCCUCCUCCACCCUUUCAUCCAACCCUGUCGCUUUGAUCACCGGGUUAGGGUUAGGGUUCGAAUUCAAUUUUCAUAUAAUCGGAUCAAACACUUAAUCAGUGAGAGCAGAGAAAUCACAGGGCUAGGGUUUCAUGCUUUUGCCAUUCACACUUGCUUCGCGAUUGCGAUGGCGGCCAAUUCCGGCACCAAAUACGUCUCUGUGAAUCUAAACAAGUCCUAUGGGCAGCAUUCCACCCCCUUCGGAUCCAACCGAGCGGCGCGGCCAGCCGCAGGAGCUGCUGCGAUUCCCUCGCGGCCUCGGAGUUCGCACAAGGCCGGGCCCAAGCUUUCCGUUCCACCCCCCUUGAACCUCCCUUCGCUGCGGAAGGAGCACGAACGGUUCGAUUCGCUGGGAUCGGGGAGUGGGCCUUCCGGCUCUGGAGGUCCUGGAAGCGGGGCGAGGCCCAGUUCGUCAGGUGUGGGCUGGACCAAGCCCGUCGCGGAAGAUGGGCUGUCGCGGCCUGUCAUCCAAGGCAAACCGGCUGCCACCGCAGCUGCACCUGUUUCGUCAGCUGUUUUGAGAGGAGAGGAUUUUCCCUCUCUGCGGGCUACCUUGGCGCCUGGACCCGGCCCAAGUCAGAAGAUCCAGGAGAGUGGCAAUCAGAAUCAGAGUCUGAAUCAGAAGCAGAAGCAUUCUCUGGGUGAUGAGAAUGUGUUUGUUGAGGAGAAGAAGGAGGGUUCUUUGAUUACUGAUCAUUUGAGUGUUUCUCGCAGUGUGAAUGUGGUUGGCGGUGGCGAUGAUGGUCGUGGUUCGCGUCUGGUGAACCCCAGGUAUGGUGUUGGGAGGAGGCAGGAGGAGUAUUUCCCUGGUCCUCUGCCACUGGUUCGGCUGAACCCACGCUCGGAUUGGGCCGAUGAUGAGCGGGACACGGGUCACGGAUUGAGCAGAGAGGGCAGGGAUCAUGGUUUUUUUCCCAAGGGGGACGCAUUUUGGGAUUUUGAUAUGCCUAGGAUUGGUGGCGUAUUGCCUCAUAAGCAUGACAAGAGGGGACAGUUGAGAGGCAAUGAAGUUGGGAAGGUUUUGUCCAGUGAAGUGGAGAGUUAUGAUAGAAUGGGGCCAGACGGGAAUUCUUGGAGAACUUCGAAUGUGUCAUUUUCUAAAGAUGCUGGAAAUGAAAGAAAUGGUGUUGGUGUGAGGCCUUCAAGUGGGAGUAGGGAUGUGGGGAAGGAUAAUAACAAGUAUGUUCUGUCGCCAUUUAGAGAUGAUGAUUCUGGAAAGAGGGACUUUGGAAGGAGGGAUAGUCAGGGUGGGAAACAGCAGCCUUGGAAUAAUGCUAUGGAGUCUUAUGGUCGUAACCGGGAGCAACUCAACAGGAACAGAGCUGAUUCUGUGCAGAGCUCGUCAUCUUCAUUUUCCAUGGGUGGAAAGGGGCUUCCUGUUAAUGACCCUCUGCUUAAUUUUGGUAGAGAGAAACGAGCAUUACCCAAGAGUGAAAAAGGCUUUUUGGAGGAUUUUGGAGGUUCUGGUUUUGAUGGGAGGGAUUUGUUUUCGGGUUGUCCUGUUGGGGUGGUCAAGAAGAAGAAGGAUGUGCUUAAGCAAACUGAUUUUCAUGAUCCGGUGAGGGAAUCCUUUGAGGCUGAGCUUGAAAGGGUUCAGAGGAUGCAAGAACAGGAGCGGCAGCGUAUCAUUGAGGAGCAAGAAAGGGCAUUGGAGUUGGCUCGUAGAGAAGAGGAGGAAAGAUUAAGGCAGGUUAGAGAGCAGGAAGAGAGGCAGAGGAGAUUGGAAGAAGAAGCUAGAGAGGCAGCAUGGAGAGCAGAGCAAGAAAGGAUUGAAUCUUUGCGGAAGGCUGAAGAGCAGAGGUUAGCUAGGGAAGAAGAGAAACAAAGGAUAUUUUUAGAAGAAGAGAGGAGGAAACAAGCUGCUAAGCAGAAGCUUUUAGAAUUGGAGCAAAAGAUUGCAAGAAGACAGGCUGAGGCGACCAAAAGUGGUGGUAAUGCUCCGGUUGUUGUGGAUGAGAAAAUGACUGUGACAAUGAAUGAAAAAGAAACAUCCAGGGUUACAGAUGUGGGUGAUUGGGAGGAUAGUGAAAGAAUGGUCGACAGGAUAUUAACUUCGGCAUCUUCUGAUUCAUCAAGUGUGAAUAGGCCAUUGGAGAUGGGUUCUAGGUCUCAUUUCUCUAGAGAUUUAUCUUCCACCCUCGUGGAUAGAGGAAAACCCGUUAAUACAUGGAGAAGGGAUGCAUAUGAGAAUUGGAGCAAUACAACAUUUUAUCCACACGACCAGGAGAAUAGUCACAACAGUCCCCGCAGAGAUUUAUCAAUAGGGGGAAAGCCAUUUAUGAGGAAAGAAUAUAAUAGUGGGUCUGGAUUUGUGUCGUCAAGGACUUAUUACAAGGGAGGGAUUUCGGAGCCCCACUUAGACGAAUAUGGUCAUGUGAAACCCCCGCAGAGGUGGAAUCAAUCUGCAGAUGGAGAUCAUCUUAGCAGAAAUACAGAGAUUGAUUCUGAUUUUCAUGAAAACUUUUUUGAAAGAUUUGGUGAUGGAUGGACACAAGGCCGAUCCCGGGGCAAUCCAUUUCCUCCAUUCCCCGAGCGUACUUAUCCAAGUUCUGAAUCUGAUGGACCCUAUGCCUUGGGGAGGUCACGGUAUUCUGUCAGGCAGCCUCGAGUACUUCCUCCUCCUUCAUUAGGUUCUGUUCACAGAACUUACAAGACUGAAAAUGAACACUCCAGCCCUUCUGCUUUCCUAGAAAAUGAUAUGCAUUAUAAUCAGACAACAAGGAGUGAGUCUACUCUGCCAGCUGGUUACGACAAUGGGAAUCGUGCACAACAUGAAGUAGUGGAUGUCAGGCAAGAGACUACUGAGAAUGAGGACCGUAAAGUGGAAACCACUCCAAGGUGUGAUUCUCAGUCUUCACUAUCUGUUUCAAGCCCCCCAAGUUCUCCAACACAUCUCUCUCAUGAUGACUUAGAUGACUCUGGAGAUUCCCCUACCAUAUUGACUUCUGAAGAAAGCAAAAGUUGUCCCCUUCCAGCUCUAGAUAAUGAAUCCAUUGCAACACCUGUUGUUGCUGGAAAUGUUGUUGCUGGAAAUGAGAAUGUAGGUACUCCAUGUGCUGUCUCUAGUGGUGAUGAUGAUGAAUGGACUACUGAGAAUAAUGAGCAAUUCCAAGAACAAGAAGAAUAUGAUGAAGAUGAAGAUUAUCAUGAAGAAGAUGAAGUGCAUGAAGGAGAUGAAAAUGCUCAACUCAACCAGGAUUUUGAAGAUUUGCAUUUACAAGAGAAAGGAUUGCCCCACUUGAUGGAUAACCUAGUAUUAGGAUUUGAUGAGGGUGUCCAGGUUGGGAUGCCCAAUGAAGAGUUUGAAAGGACAUCCAAAGAUGAAGAAACUACAUUUAUGGCUCAACAGGCUGACAUCACUCUAGAAGAAUGUGUAUCUUAUGAUAAUGCACAGGCCGAUGAGAAAGCUCUCCAACCUGUGGAUGAUACCUCUCAGUUAAAUCUUAACAGUAGCUCUUGUGUAUUCCAGGAAUCAGAGAAACCAGCUCAAGAUUUGGUCAUUCAGCCUAGUAAUUCUCUUUCUUCUGUGGUGUCUGAGAGUUUAGUUAAUGUGGAAGCUUCUAAUUACCAUAGUACACCAAGUUCAGUUACUAUUGCCCCUCACUACUCAUCUUCUUCUGGUCAAGUUGUUACCUCUAAUGUAGCUACUGCUCCAAGUCAAGCUGAGUUACCCAUUAAGCUUCAAUUUGGUCUGUUUUCUGGUCCAUCUUUGAUACCAUCACCCGUACCAGCCAUACAGAUUGGUUCUAUACAGAUGCCACUGCAUCUGCAUCCACAGGUUGGCGCACCCCUCUCUCACAUGCAUCCAUCGCAGCCUCCUUUGUUUCAAUUUGGCCAGUUUCGAUAUACAUCUCCAAUAUCACAAGGUAUAAUGCCUCUGGGUCCCCAAUCAAUGUCAUAUGUUCAGCCUAAUAUACCAUCCAGUUUCUCUUACAAUCAUGGAGGUCAUAUGUCAGCUCAAACUGGUCCAGAAACUUCUGAUCCCUUUAUAAAAAAUGAGAUCAGACAUCAUUCUGUUGACAGUCAUCCAAGUAAUUCAAGAAAUUUAUCGUCACAAGGUUCAUUGCCAAGUGAGGAUGGUCGAAUUGAGGCAGCCCAUGAUCCUAAUAAUAGCUCUAGGACUUCUACUAUUUUCCAAUUGGACAAGCAGGGGAACCAAAGUGUAGUUGGAAAGAGCAGCAGUUCUAAAGAAACAGAAGUUCAUUCUGUGACCAGGGAUGCAUCACUUCAUUCGGUUUCAAAAGAUAAUUUUAUGGAGUCAAGAACACAAUUUCCUGCAUCUGGUGGCAGGGGAAAGAGAUAUGUCUUUACUGUAAAAAAUUCAAACUCAAGAUCAUCAGGUCCAGCUACUUCAAGGGUGAAUCACUCUGGGGGAUUUAUGAGGAGGCCUCGUCGGAAUGUGCAACAGCGCACCGAGUUUCGGGUUCGGGAAAGUGCUGAGAAGAGGCAGUCCACUAGUUCAGCUUUGAUUGAUCAAUUUGGUUUGGAUAACAAGUCAAAUAUCAAUGCAAGGGGGGCAGGCAUAUCUGGCAGGACUGGACCUAGGAAGCCUAUGGCCAAUAAAUUGGGAAAACAAACCGUAGAAUCAGCAGAAAAUUCACAUGGAAUGGAUUCUGGAAGCAGAGUUGAAAAGGUUGAUGGUAAAGACUCAACAAAGACUCAGACCUUCUCACAUUAUGGACAGAGUAAUCUCAAAAGAAACUUGUGUUCGGAAGAAGAUGUUGAUGUUCCAUUGCAAAGCGGAAUUAUACGUGUGUUUGAGCAACCUGGAAUUGAAGCUCCUAGUGAUGAAGAUGACUUCAUAGAAGUUAGGUCAAAAAGGCAAAUGUUAAAUGAUAGGCGUGAACAGAGAGAGAAGGAAAUUAAAGCCAAGUCUCGGGUUGCAAAGGUUCAACGAAGACCCCGUUCUGCGUCUCAAAGUGUUGUGGCUGUAGGCAAUUCUAGCAAAGGAUCCAUAAUUGCAGGUGAAGUUGCAAGCAGUAUGCAUGCUGAUUUUGUUGCUGAAGUGCGUGGAAUGACAAAGAUUGAUGCCUCAUCUGGAUUUAGUUCAAGCUUAUUGUCCCAAGCAUUACCUCCAAUAGGCACACCUCCUUUGAAAAUUGAUGCCCAGGCUGAUUUAAGAUCACAGAUAAGCAGACCCUCACUUCAGACAAGUCUCCCAGCAGUUUCUGGUGGUGAAAAAGACCCUGGUGUGAUAUUUGAAAGCAAGAACAAGGUUCUAGAUAAUGUUCAGACAUCUUUGGGCUCUUGGGGCACUGCUCAAAUUAGUCAACAGGUAAUGACACUUACACAGACUCAACUUGAUGAAGCUAUGAAGCCUCAGUUUGAUUCACAGGCUUCUGUUGGCAAUUUGUCCGGUGCUGUUAAAGAACCCAGUUUGCCAACAUCAUCCAUUUUGACAAAGGAGAAAACCUUUAACUCUGCAGUCAACCCAAUUAAUUCCUUGCUUGCAGGAGAGAAAAUUCAGUUUGGGGCAGUAACAUCACCAACCGUUCUUCCAUCUAGUAGUCGUGUGUCUCAUGGCAUUGGUCCACCUCGAUCAUCUAGAUCGGACAUGCAAAUAUCCCACAAUCUUACUGGAUCUGAAAAUGAUUGCAGUCUCUUCUUUGAUAAAGAAAAACAUAGUAAUGAAUCUCAUGGUCAUUUAGAAGAUUGUGAUGCAGAAGCUGAAGCUGAAGCAGCUGCUUCUGCUGUUGCUGUUGCUGCCAUUAGUAGUGAUGAGAUUGUUGGAAAUGGAUUGGGUACUUGUUCUGUUCCUGCUUCAGAUGGUAAAAGUUUUGUAGCUGCAGAUAUUGAUAGGGUAGUAGCAGGAGCAGCUUGUGAGCAGCAAUCAGCUGGUCAAUCUAGAUCUGAGGAGUCUCUUAGCGUAUCUCUUCCAGCAGACUUAUCUGUGGAGACUCCGCCAAUUUCCUUAUGGCCUCCCAUACCAAGUACCCAAAAUUCUUCUGGUCAAAUGAUUUCGCAUUUUCCUUCUGUCCCUCCUCAUUUUCCUUCCGGCCCUCCUUCUCAUUUUCCUUUCUAUGAAAUGAAUCCUAUGAUGGGUGGUCCUGUCUUUGCUUUUGGACCACAUGAUGAGUCUGCAUCUACAACACAGUCACAGUCUCAAAAAAGUACUACAACGGCAUCAAGGCCAAUUGGGAGUUGGCAACAGUGCCAUUCUGGUGUUGAAUCUUUUUAUGGACCUCCAACAGGGUUUACUGGACCUUUUAUUGCUCCUCCUGGAGGCAUUCCAGGAGUCCAGGGGCCACCACACAUGGUUGUUUAUAACCAUUUUGCUCCUGUUGGACAAUUUGGUCAAGUUGGUUUGAGUUUCAUGGGCACCACUUAUAUCCCAUCAGGAAAGCAGCCUGAUUGGAAACACAUCCCUACAUCUUCUGCCCCGGGGCCUGGGGACGGGGAUAUGAACGGUAUGAAUAUGACAUCUUCACAGCGGAAUCCUGCUAACAUGCCUUCUCCAAUUCAACAUCUUGCUCCAGGUUCACCACUUAUGCCAAUGGCUUCUCCUGUAGCUAUGUUUGACGUUUCUCCUUUCCAGCCCUCUACUGAGAUGUCGGUACAAGCUCGAUGGCCACAUGUUCCUAAUUCACAACUUUCAUCCAUUCCUCUGUCAAUGCCAUUGCAGCAACUAGAAGGGUUACAGACUUCCCAGUUCAGCCAUGGCUCAUCUGUUGAUCAGCCCUUAAAUACCAAAAGGUUUACUGGUUCUCGAGUUUCAACAUCCUCUGAUGGUGAUAGGAAUUUUCCUAGAGCUGCUGACAUGAAUGUUAACCAAUUGCCUGAUGAACUUGGAUUGGUGGACGCAUCAAAUUCUACUCUUGCCAAGACUUCGGCACAAGAUGUCAUCAACAAGACUCCUACGAUCCCCAUUACAGAUGGUGUGAAGGUUGAUGUUCAAAAUGCAAAUGGCAGCAAUAGUAAUAACCAGAAUGCAAGUUCUUCUUUCAAGAGUCAGCCCUCACAAGUUAAUAAUUCUACCCAGCAGUCUGACCAUUCCUCAGGACAUACUAGUAACUAUCAGAGAGGUGGUGGUUCUCAAAGAAAUAAUUCUGGGGGUGAAUGGUCCCAUCGUAGAGGGUACCAAGGAAGAAAUCAAUCUCUGGGUGCAGAUAAAAACUAUUCCUCGACAAAGGUGAAGCAAAUAUAUGUGGCUAAACAGACCAUUAGUGGGGCAUCGUCAGUGUCAUGAGGCUCAUGAAAUAUGAGCUGGAUUUGAAAAAUAUUAAUUUUUGGUCUGGCUGAAAUAAAUUUUUUGAUUGAGAUGAUUGUUAGAUCGAGAUUUUUGCUGGCUACAACAAAAUUCCAUACUCUGGAGAACUACUAUUUAGCAUGGUAAUGUGACUUUGAUAUCGAUCAAACUUGGUCGAUCUUUGUUUCUUUUUGACGGUAGAAAAUCAGGAAGUAUUUAUUGUGCUUGUGUAUGAAAUCAUUAGUUGUCGUAUAUUCUUUCCAUGAUUAAAUGGGAGGUAUCAGUUUUGAGAAAUGCUAGUUUAUUGUCUAUUUCAUUUGGGUUUAGAUUGUUUUGAACUCAUUUAUUUUUAGAGUAUCAAGACCAAUUAGAAGUUGAUUGUGGGUUGGGUUGAGCUUCGGUUUUAAUUUGAUUAAUUUUAAGUGCUGAAUAGGAGCCUGGCAAAAUUCUGUAAGUUCAUUUAAGUGUGAAUUAGGUCCUUGCAGUUAUUGCAAUUUUUCUAUUUC